UCUGGUGGUCUUAGUUAGAUCGUCUCUGAACCGGCGACCCUUUAAACCUCCUUUAUUGACUCCGUCUCUCUACGCUCUUGACGCACCGUGGCACCGGUGUGAUGGACAACUCUGGCAUGCUCCGUGGACUGCUCUGCCUUGGCCUCGUGGCCGUCCUCUGUCACGGACAGACGUCGCAAGAAGUUUCCUCUGAAGACUUUGGAGUAGACCGAAGCGACGUGGGAGCAGAGAGAGAUUUUAUCGAGGCGAUGGAGCGCAUUCUAGGGAAGAUGCACGACCGCGUCUCGCCCCCAGAGAAGAGAGGCAUCCAAAUGUGCGGGAUGGGCGACAGGUGUGCCAUGAAAUUCGGUCCCCGCAUUGGGAAACUUUGUGACUGCGGCAGAGGGGCCAACUGCAACUCCUACCUCCUCAAGUGCAUCUGAGCCACUCAACUCACACACGGAAUCACCGCAAGCAACGGAUCCGCAGCAGAGCAUCCACAACCGGACCCCCAGUCCUUCCAUCACUAUCCCCAUCACCCCCAUCUCCCCCCUCGCCGGGGGGCCUCUGCAGCCGUCGCAAUUGCAGUUCACUACUAUGUCUUUGUUAAUGCGUUGUGUGUUUUUACUCAUCGACGUGUUUCAAUGUGUAUGGCUUUGUUGUCGUCGUCGUCGUCGUCGUCGUCGUCCCCCUUUAAAAGCCAUUGAUUGUGCACAUUUCUGAUUGUUCAUGUAGCAUGUAAAUUAUGAAUAAAAACAUGAGGCCAUGUUGCCUUACUUGAAUUCCCUUCAGGUUGAACUUUUUUUAUUUAUUUAAAACACCAUUAUUCAUUGUUGUUAUAGGCCUGUAAUGAAAUGCUCGACUAUAAAUUCGCUCUUUGA
Molecule: messenger RNA, 860 nt
Organism: Gadus morhua (Atlantic cod)
Lineage: Eukaryota; Metazoa; Chordata; Actinopteri; Gadiformes; Gadidae
Gene: cartl
Product: cocaine- and amphetamine-regulated transcript-like
Exons: 3
Coding region: 102-422 (106 amino acids)
Biological process (GO): G protein-coupled receptor signaling pathway; adult feeding behavior; negative regulation of appetite
Molecular function (GO): neuropeptide hormone activity
Source: RefSeq, a predicted model, not a curated record